AUGGCUAGCGUUCUACCUAACUUGGUGCAAAGUGCACUCAAUCUUGGGCCCACGAGUACCACGUACGACCUGGUCGUAGUAGGCAGCGGGUUCGCUGGCACUACUACGACGCUAAAUUUUCUCGAAGAAUGUAAGAAGUUAGGCAAGAGAGGCAAGGUUGCACUGAUCGAAGCUGGUCGAGAUGGCGAACGUUGUGGUGCUAGUCGCUGGACAAUGGCGUAUUUAAGAUUGGGAAAAGACAAUGAUUUUGAUAGCGAUUGGAAGAACGAGAUGGCCUUGGUAUCCGAGGGCAUGGCAGACCAGGAUUACUGCCGAAAGAUGGAAGUAGAAGCACCAAUCACAGCUCAGUAUCUCAUCGACCACGGUGUCAAGCUGAACCAUCACAAGGAAGAGAACGUCCUCCUCGAGUUCAACACAGACCAGUAUUUCGCCUUUCCUGAUGGCGGCGGGCAGGCGAUCAUCAAUUGCCUAUUUUCUCACUUCAAGGACUACGAGGGACUUGAUAUCUUCUGGGAGACACAAGCACAGAAGCUUCUACUUAACGAGACUGGCGAGGUUUCAGGCGUGCAAGUACGCACCAAUGAUGGACGCCGGAAGAACAUCAAUGGCAAGAAAGUUAUGCUUGCUUGUGGUGGCUUCGAGGGCAACAAGGAGAUGUUGGCUCGCUACGUCGGACCUCGAACCGAGAAGCUCGAGCUUAUAGCGCCGGGCCUUGUUCACAACACUGGUCACGGCCUGCAAAUGGCCCUCGAAGUUGGUGCAGCCACAGCUGGAUCACCAAAUGGCAUGCAUUGCGAACUCGUGGACAGGCGUGCAUCCAAGCCAGAUGCCGUGAUUUGGGGUCACCUUUACGGCAUUGUAGUCAACGACGACUGCAAGCGCUUCUACGAUGAAGGCAAGCGACACCUAUUCGCCACCUUUGAGAUGAUUGCGCUCGAAUGCUGGCGUGAUCAUAACAACAGCUGCUACUUCGUCACUGACAAGAAGACAAUGGAUCGUUUCAGGCCAGGCUGGGUAUAUGAUACUACAGAUCAGGAACCAGAAACAUCGGAUACCAUCGAGGGCCUCGCACAGAAACUUGGCCUUGACCCAGCUAAGCUAAAGAAGACAGUCGACGAUUACAACGAUGCCAUCAACGACAAGGAGUUUGACCUCAUGAAGCUUGAUGGUAAAGGAACUACCGGUCUGUCCCCAAACAAGUCCAACUGGGCUCUGCCCAUCAAAGAGGCCCCCUUUUUCGGAUACCCGAUGAAGUCACAAUUGACUUUCACGUACUUUGGCCUCAAAUGUGAUCUGGACAGCAAGGUUCUAGGCACGAAUGGAGUGCCCAUCCCUGGUCUAUUCGCUGCAGGUGAGCUGAGCGGACUGUACUACAACGAAUAUCCUCCUGCCACGAGCGUGCUCCGCAGUUUAACUUUUGGUAGGCUAGCUGGGCUCGCUGCUGCCAAAGAACUGUAA
Molecule: messenger RNA, 1458 nt
Organism: Lithohypha guttulata
Lineage: Eukaryota; Fungi; Ascomycota; Eurotiomycetes; Chaetothyriales; Trichomeriaceae
Exons: 2
Coding region: 1-1458 (485 amino acids)
Source: RefSeq, a predicted model, not a curated record